AUGGCUGAAACAGUCUCUCUUUGCCUAUCCUACAUCACCGAGUCAUCGAACGAAUCCCUGAAGUCAUUUGACAGUGGUUUGACUGCCGCUGAUGAUGCAAUCAACCUACUCAAAGCGAAUACUACAAAUGGAAGUAUCGAGGCGGCGGAUGUUUCCUCGCUGACCUAUUGUUCCCCUGUUCGGUGGAUAGAGAUACUGUCCAGUGUUUAUAUGGAUAAGCAAGAUCAGUCAACAAAUAUGGAUAUGAAGCCUGUUGCAAGAGAGACAAAAAAGGCUAGAAGUGUUACCAGUAGCCACACCGUUGAGAGAGGGGAGUCGUCUGGAACUCAUGCUUCCAUUGUCAAGUCAACGGAAGCUGCUGGGAAAGUGAAUUCAAAUCGUAAAGUUGACGUUGGCCAGAGGUCUGAUCAAACACAUCGACAAGAAGGUUUUUAUGGAGACUUGGGCACAGGCGACGACAUCGAACUUGAAAUCAUGAUCAAACGUGCCUUUCGACUCUCAGUGACUGAUGGACUACAAGAGUUCACCAGGUUCACUGUGGCAGAAACCCAGUACAUGAAUAAGGGUAAAGAGCCUAUCCGGCCUACCGUCACGGAGACAAGUUCAUUCGCCGCCUGCAUCUCCCGGAAUAAGGAAGGGAACGUGCAGAGCAAUAACAACAACAGGCGGCCACUUCGAUCUGCCCUGAAGAAAGACUCCAUCUCUUUGACGAGACUCACGGCUAAGAGACAGUCAUCAACCCAAUCAACUGAAUCAGACCAAUCGGCAGCAAAAACAGUGGUGCAGUUUCAUUCUCAUGAAGGCAACUCACAAGCCAGACUACACAAAUCCGAGAAUAAGAGAACUGAAAUAGAUGGUAGUUGGAAAUCGAACCAUAAUCAAUCCGAUGAUGGUAACUCGCAAGACACCACAUCAGAUGAAGAAAACCAAGAUUACAACAAUGGAGAGUUGCGAGAACAACUUGAUAUCAUCGUCAAAAGGAACCCGUCAUCGGCCAUAACGGUGAGACCAUACACAAACACUAUGACUGGACAGGAGGUAUUCCUAUUUAAUCACGGCAUAGUAAUCCCACGCAAAGACACAAGCAAACUCAUCUACGGCGUAGCUAUUCCAGGUAAAAUAUUCCGCCAGAAGAAAAACCGAUACUCGUCCACCUUCACGUUUUUGGUGGCACUAUCAAAGGCUAACUUGGAUAUACUGGAUAUUGGAACAGCGAAAAGCGACUUGAUUCGGACGCUGAUCUUGGAUGACGCUGAAGAAGCUUAUCGAAAAUCCAAGUAUGGUGAUUAUACCUGGGUUGGCAUAACGAAGGAGCGCAAGCAUCGCUAUGAUCCGGACACGCGGUCUUGGUUAUCAUUGUUUUACCCGUCACAAUGGCCACGACAUGGUCUUGUCUUGUCGGAAGGCCAAAAUCCCCCGGAGAAUAGUUGCAAGUUCCGAAUGAUCAGCCUAUGCGGGAAAGUAUUAUAUCAAUGGUACGUACGAUGUGAACUGAGAAAAUCUUUUGGCCCACGAAAUAUCAUCGCCAGACUAUCGUGCGGCGAAGAUGGUACAUGCGAGAAGUUAUUGAACUGGGAUCCUGAAAGCGGACCGAUGAUCCACAAUGACUCUGUCAAGCGCUGGACGGAAAUUGACCCAAACAGAGAAGGAGUUGAUCUGCCGGAUAUGUUUUACCCAUUUAUGAAGUUUUGGAUUAUCGAAGGGCCUCCUAGAGAGGAACCACCACCGGUACGUCGUCUUCUAGAAAUCCAGGCCAAUAUUAUGGAGGAAAUCAAGAUCGAAUAA
Messenger RNA from Talaromyces marneffei, 1785 nucleotides. RefSeq lists its product as uncharacterized. NCBI's taxonomy places the organism in Eukaryota, Fungi, Ascomycota, Eurotiomycetes, Eurotiales, Trichocomaceae. The transcript has 2 exons. Bases 1 to 1785 code for a protein of 594 amino acids. The record is from RefSeq and is a predicted model, not a curated record.